AUGUAUAUUGCAGAAGACGAAACGGCAUUUUACUUACAAUCUAUAAAGGUGAACCGGAACAAGAAAUCACUUGGUUUAUCCUUCCAGCACAAGUCAGGCGUCGAGAUCCUCCACAAACUCGCAAAAGAAUGCGAUGUAUUGGUCGAGAACUAUCUCCCCGGAGGACUCAAAAAGUACGGCAUGGACUAUGAAACUCUGCAAAAGAUCAAUCCAAAGUUGAUCUACGCCAGCAUCACCGGGUAUGGCCAGACAGGUCCAUACAGCAAUCGGGCUGGCUACGAUGUCAUGGUUGAAGCCGAGAUGGGGCUGAUGCAUAUCACUGGUGCUCGCGAUGGUGCCCCAGUCAAAGUUGGUGUGGCUGUUACUGAUCUGACUACUGGACUGUACACAUCAAACGCUAUCAUGGCGGCAUUGAUUGCUCGUGGUCGGACUGGCAAGGGUCAGCAUAUCGAUGCUUGUCUGAGUGAUUGCCAAGUUGCGACUUUAUCCAACUUGGCUAGCUCGGCACUAAUCAGUGGACAGAAGGACUCUGGUCGAUGGGGUACCGCACACCCAUCCAUUGUGCCUUAUCGAAGCUACAAGACUCAGGACGGAGACAUUCUCUUCGGCGGUGGCAAUGACAAGCUUUUCGGUGUGCUGUCUGACCGAUUAGGUUUCCCCGAAUGGAAGACGGAUGCUCGUUUUGUCACGAACAGUGACAGAGUACAGCACCGAGCAGAAAUUGAUAGCAUGAUUGAGAACAUCACUGCUCGGAAGACUACCCAGGAAUGGCUGGAUAUCUUUGAAGGCAGUGGUAUGCCUUAUGCGGCAGUUAAUGAUAUCCAGGGUACAUUGAACCACAAACACGUCCUGGCACGAGAUAUGGUGACUGAGGUUGAGCAUCCUGCUUGCGGUCCCAUCAAACUUGUCAACACUCCCAUUAAGUACUCGGAAGCGAAACCGGGCGUGCGCUCGCCUCCUCCUACCCUGGGCCAGCACACUGAUGAGAUCUUGGGUAGUAUCCUGGAGUACAGUGAGGCUGAUAUUGCCCGCCUGAAGGAUGAAGGAGUUUUGUCAUAG
Messenger RNA from Penicillium salamii, 1059 nucleotides. The record is from the annotation of a GenBank genome assembly. Lineage: Eukaryota; Fungi; Ascomycota; Eurotiomycetes; Eurotiales; Aspergillaceae.